CUGACAAAAGUCGCGAACACUGUCAAACUACCACAACCUCACUUUUCGAACUAAUUUUAGUGAACCAGCAUAAUUUCGUAAUUUGUAAUUAUGUGUAAGUGACUAUGGAAGUGUCCUCACUCAUAAAUUCAUUGUCCCUAACCGACAAAUCAAAUAUUUUCAACUUCGCUGCAAAAAUUAACGAAGUACCCACCGAAUUUGCAAUUGGUACUUUCACGAAUCAGAAUCUCUUCGUGAUCACACAAUUCGGCAAAUUGUACAGUUUGUACUCAGUCUCAGUGGACCAGACUGAAAACGGAGUGUGUGCCUCCGAACCUGUCUUUUCAGUUCAUCAGUUAUUUGGUAAAGAAAAUAUCUACGCAGAAGCUGCCGCCAGAUUCAUAACUAAAGAACUCAAUAUCAGGAAACAACUACUCAUUUUCCUGAACUUGAAGGAGUAUUCAAGGGACACAGUCCUCGGUAUUGUUGAAGCUAUUAAGAACUACUCCCAGGAUAAAGAUGUCUGCGGCAAAGAGAACAAAAGUUGCUGAGAAUCACUUUGGCCAGGUUGUAAUUGGGCCCCCGGGUUCUGGCAAAACCACGUAUUGCGGCAAGGUUUACGAUUUUUAUAAGGACAAGUUGAACAGGAAAGUGGAAGUUGUGAACUUAGACCCAGCUAAUGAAAAUAUGAAUUAUAAUCCUGCCAUUGAUGUUAUGAAGCUGGUGACUGUUGAAGACGUAAUGGACACUUUGAAGCUAGGGCCCAACGGGGCCCUUAUGUACUGUAUGGAGUACUUGGAGGAAAAUUUUGAUUGGCUGUUGAAGCAGUUGAUUGAAAUUAAAAACAGCUACUUAAUUUUUGAUAUGCCAGGACAAGUGGAGCUCUAUACACACCAUAAUUCUAUCAAGAAUAUUUUUGGGAAAUUGGAGAAAAUGGGCUAUCAUUUGUGCGCUGUCCAUAUGGUGGAUUCGCACUACUGUUCAGACCCUUCAAAAUUUAUUUCAACCCUUUUAUUGAGUCUUUCCACAAUGAUGCAAAUUGCCCUACCACAUGUUAAUGUUUUAACAAAGGCUGAUUUAUUGAAAAAGAAUGCGGAUAAGUUAGAUUUCAAUAUUGAUUUUUAUACUGAUGUUCUAAACCUUGAUUAUCUACUAGACUUAUUGGAUGAUGCACCACUUACAAGUAAAUACAAAAAACUCAACAAGGCUUUGGUUGAUUUAAUUCAGGACUACAGUUUGGUUUGUUUUGUUCCAUUAGAUGUUAAGUCUGAGAGGAGUUUAUUAAAUUUGAAAAGCGCUAUUGAUAAGGCCAAUGGCUACAUUUACGGCAGCGGGGAGGAAAGAACUAUUCAAGCCUUACUGUCAUGUGCAGUUGGAUCAAGAACCGAAAGUGAAAGAUAUGACGCUGAUUUCUUUUAGUGUUUAAUUUGUUUCACAAAAUAAAAAAAUUACUGCAUUUUGUUUUUAUUACUCCUAAAUUUAAAGUAAACCUACCACUACUUUGCUGGAGGUUUGGCCUUCUGUUUUUCCAACUGGGCCCUAAAAAAUUAUUCGUAGCUCUUGUCCACAAACAUCUAAUUUUUUACCUCAAUUGUUUGUUAAAGUCGUCUUCCACGUUAUCAUCCUCCCAGUUAUCUUCCCAGACACUAAUAUCUUGCUCAUCUUUGUCCUUCCCGGUCCAAUCUGAAAGCAAGAGAAACAAUUCUGCAAAUCACUUUGUAACCUCAAAUUUACCCUCAACCGGAAAUUCCUCAAACUCAUCGUCCUCCUCAAGAACACCAAGAUCUAACUUAGGUUUCUCGGUCAUGUUUAGAUUUUGUUUUAUCGAUAUAAUUACAAAAUUUGAACGAUAUGAUCGUAAAAAGUUGAAACGUUAUUUUCAGAAACUUUUCUAGAAA
Molecule: messenger RNA, 1877 nt
Organism: Tribolium castaneum (red flour beetle)
Lineage: Eukaryota; Metazoa; Arthropoda; Insecta; Coleoptera; Tenebrionidae
Exons: 3
Coding region: 499-1398 (299 amino acids)
Cellular component (GO): cytoplasm
Molecular function (GO): GTPase activity
Source: RefSeq, a predicted model, not a curated record